Messenger RNA from Camellia sinensis, 1207 nucleotides. NCBI's taxonomy places the organism in Eukaryota, Viridiplantae, Streptophyta, Magnoliopsida, Ericales, Theaceae. The record is from RefSeq and is a predicted model, not a curated record.
GGUGAUUAGAUUAGUACGGAGAAAUGGGAAGGAAGGAAGGUGGAAGGUGUGAGGGUUUUGCAGGAGUCAAACGCGUAGACUGAAAGUGGAAAGACUCACGCAUACAAAGGCUGAAUAUCAAUGGGGGAAAAACAAAACCCUAGAAAAAACAACCAAGAAGAAGAAGAAGAAGGUAUUAGCAAUUCAAUCAAUAAUAAUAAUGGCGAAGAAGAAGACGAUGACGACGAUGUUUAUGGCUAUGGCGUCACUAUUAGUUUUGCUAAUGAUCUCUACCUUCCAUGUCGAUUCAGUUUUGGGGGGCGAGAUGGGAGGUUACGCCAGGAGUUCUUCUUCAAGAUCAAGCCAUGAUACAAUAACUGUCUAUAGUCACCAAUCCUAUUGUACUAGUAUACCGAGAACAACUCAUCAGAAACUGAAUUCAUCAUCACCAUCGACCGAUUCCAAAUCCGAACGAAACGCGAUUAUGAUUGCGUUCUUUGCUGUUCUGUUUAUUGUUGUCAUGAUAUUUAGCUCGCAAAGCAAGGAUUCUGUGCUCAUGGUUCAGGUUGCUUUUGACGGUGCUACUGAUCAAAUUGAAAGAGAUCUUGACUUGAUUUCAAUGGUUUCUGACACUCCGACUGCUCUCGGCUUACACUUGAUGUUAUCAAAAACUAUUUCUCGCGUAUACCGUUAUCCAGAGUCUUGUGUCUCUGCCUACUCAAAUGUAAACAUGAAGCGGCCAUGGAAGGAAAUUUUUGAUCGAACAUAUGAGGAGGAGCGGAAGAAAGUAAAUACCCUUGUCGGAGUAAACGAUUUCAGGAAAGGAAUUAGAUGCAAGACAGCUACCUGUCCUAAUAAAAAAUAUGUCAUUAUGACAAUUUUGGUUGCUGCUUCUGUAAGACGUGAGCUGCCUACCAUCAACUGCUAUUCAGACCUUGAUAAAGCUUUGCAAAUUCUGACAUCUAUUGAUCAUAAAUCUAUUGAGGCAGUGAAGGUCUUGUGGACUUCUCAAGACGACAUUGAAGACUUCCCAUCUUUGAAACAUGUAAAGAACUGAUACUAUAAUUUCGCAAAUGUCUAUGUGAAGUUGUGCAAGGGACAAUUAUUUGAAUGAUAUUUAGUGAGAGAAUAUGCUUUUCAAGUUUUAGUUUCGUCAACAUAUAGUGACGAAAUGAAGAUUAGUUUUAAGCGAUAACGAAGUGGCAACACAUGGAAAAUAAAAAAGAAA